Hippocampus comes (tiger tail seahorse) is the source of this 1482-nucleotide messenger RNA. RefSeq names its product protein DEK-like. The record is from RefSeq and is a predicted model, not a curated record. The transcript is spliced from 11 exons. Gene Ontology annotation, biological process: chromatin organization; regulation of double-strand break repair. The coding region runs from base 153 to 1478 and encodes 441 amino acids. Gene Ontology annotation, molecular function: DNA binding; histone binding. Gene Ontology annotation, cellular component: nucleus. Lineage: Eukaryota; Metazoa; Chordata; Actinopteri; Syngnathiformes; Syngnathidae.
GCGAGGAUGCAGUUUUAGCCCCGCCUCCCUCAAGAACCCGCCAUCGGGAAUGAAACGGAAAAAUAAAGACCAAGAGCGACAACAACAGCAGUGCGACGCAACACGCAGUGACGCAAACCAAAUACGCCAAAAAAACAACGUCCAGUCCAUAUAUGAGUUACAUGGCAAAGAAAGCGUCAGGUGUGCGAGCUUCAUCGCCCGAAGCAACAGCCAAGCGUCCGGAGACGUGGCAGGAAGACAAGAAGUCGGGCGGCAAGAAAAGCGCGGCAGACCAAAAAGACGGGCUUCCUGCGCAGCUGCGGGAAUAUGAGCUGGCGCCGCUGUCCGAAGAUGAGCUCUGCGUGGCGGGAAAGCGCACCAAGAAGAGUGUGGAGCGACUGGACAUGCAGGCGCCCCAACACAAAGAGCUGACCAUCGCACAAGGAAGCGGCGACAAGCUGGGAGACAUUCCGCGCACCAACUUCCAGAUCGGCAAACUCAAGUCCGAAGAACUUAAGCCACUGCACGCCAUCUUGUUUGAGCGGCCAGGAAAGAUGGCGAGUGUCAAGAAGAACCUGCGCCUCUUCAACGGUUUCCCUUUCUCCGCCGGCAGCGACCAGUACCUCAAGAAGCGAGACAAACUUCUCAAGAACGCCCACUUGACCAACGCCAAACUCAAGCUGGUUUGUAGCAUUUUGGACCUGGGGAAGAAAGGGACGCAGUCGGAACUGGUGGACAGGAUCAUGAACUUCCUGGUGGAGCCCAAGGACAGCGGAAAGCGUCUUCCCGUGAAGAAGAAGCAGCGAUCCAGGAAGAAAACAUCCGCCGACUUGGCCGCCAAGAGCAAGAAGACGAAGAGCAACGGCAAGAGCAGACAGGUCUCGACGUCGUCCUCGUCCAGCCCCAAAAAGUCCAAAGCGCCAAGUAAGUCCAAAGCCAUCGUCAUGGACUCAAGCAGCGACGAUGAGGAGGAGGAAGAGGAGGAGGAGGAGGAGGAGGAGGGAGAGGAAGACAAGGUACCUGAUGGCAAAGCUUCGGACACGGAAGACAAGUCGUCCCGUACGGAUGAUGAGGAGGGGGACGAAGAAGAGGACAAGCCGGAAUCCAAAAAGCGCUCCAGAACCCCCACCAAGAAGACUCCACCUCCGAGGAAGCGGGUCAAGAGGGACAUCUCUGACAACGACUCGGACAUCAAUGAGGCCAAGAAAAAGAAGCCUGGCCCCAAGACCAAGAAGGCCGACAGCAGCAGCAGCAGCAGCAAGAACACCAACACAGCCGACGACACAUCGGACGAGGACGAGCCCCUCAUCAAGAUGAUCAAACGAGCGCCGAGCGACGAUGAGCUGAAGGAGACGGUGUGCGCGCUCCUCAAAGACGCCGACCUGGCCCAGAUGACCAUGAAGCACAUCUGCCAGAGGGUGUAUGACACGUAUCCCAAUCACGAUCUGAGCGGCAGGAAAGACUUCAUCAAACAGUGUGUCAAGUCUCUCAUGACAUGAAAAA